Molecule: messenger RNA, 918 nt
Organism: Lemur catta (Ring-tailed lemur)
Lineage: Eukaryota; Metazoa; Chordata; Mammalia; Primates; Lemuridae
Product: olfactory receptor 4A15-like
Exons: 1
Coding region: 1-918 (305 amino acids)
Biological process (GO): G protein-coupled receptor signaling pathway
Cellular component (GO): membrane
Molecular function (GO): olfactory receptor activity; G protein-coupled receptor activity
Source: RefSeq, a predicted model, not a curated record
AUGGAACAAAAGAACAAUGUGACUGAGUUUGUCCUCUUGGGGCUCACUGAGAGCCUCCAGGGCCAGAAAAUAUUAUUUGUUGUGUUUUUGCUCAUCUACCUUGUGACAAUGGUAGGCAACCUACUCAUUGUUGUGACUGUGGCGGUCAGCCCAACCUUGGAUGCCCCUAUGUACUUCUUCCUUGGCUACUUGUCAUUUAUGGAUGCUGUUUAUUCUACCACAGUUACCCCAAAUAUGAUUAUAGACUUACUCUAUGAGAAGAAAACCAUUUCCUUCCAAGCCUGCAUGACCCAGCUUUUUAUAGGACACUUAUUUGGUGGUGCUGAGAUUUUACUCUUGGUUGUCAUGGCCUAUGACCGUUACGUGGCCAUCUGCAAACCCCUGCAUUAUUUAACCAUCAUGAACCAACGUGUGUGUGUUCUGCUCCUGCUGUUAGCCUGGUUUGGAGGUUUUGUGCAUGCAGUAGUUCAACUUCUCUUUGUUUACAACCUUCCCUUCUGUGGCCCCAAUGUCAUCGACCACUUCAUCUGUGACAUGUACCCCUUAUUAAAGCUUGCCUGCACUGACACCUAUGUUAUUGGCCUCACUGUGGUUGCCAAUGACGGAGCAAUCUGUGUGGUCAUCUUUAUGCUCUUACUCGUCUCCUAUGGGGUCAUUCUGCACUCCCUGAAGAAUCUUAGUCAAGAAGGGAGACGCAAAGCCUUAUCCACCUGUGGCUCUCACAUCACUGUGGUGGUCCUCUUCUUUGUGCCUUGUAUUUUUACGUAUGUGAGACCUCCUUCUACCUUACCCAUUGAUAAAUCCUUGACUGUGUUUUACACAGUAAUCACCCCUAUGUUGAACCCCCUAAUCUAUACUCUGAGAAAUGCAGAGAUGAAAAAUGCCAUGAAGAAGCUAUGGACCAGAAAAAGAAAAUGA